AUGAAGGAUCUGGAGCACAAGUCCUAUGAGGCUGAUGGAGAUGAGGGUGCUGAGUGUGAAAAAAAGAAGGCUCAGAGAGGAAGUCAUUCCUCUCCACAACUGCCUGAAAGGAGGCUGCAGCCAGGGGGAGCCCCGCUCGGCCUGGGGGGAGGCGAUGAUCGCGGCGCUGUCUCCGCAGGGAGCGUGCUGGACCAGAGCCUGGAGAGCCUCCUGCACCGCCUGCGCGGGUUGUGCGACAACAUGGAGCCCGAGACCUUCCUGGACCACGAGAUGGUGUUCCUGCUGAAGGGGCAGCAGGCCAGCCCCUUCGUGCUGCGCGCUCGGCGCUCCAUGGACAAGAGCGGGAUGCCCUGGCACCUGCGCUAUCUGGGACAGCCCGAAAUAGGCGACAAGAACCGCCAAGCGCUGGUGCGCAACUGCGUGGACAUCGCCACGUCCGACAACCUGACGGACUUCCUGCUGGAGAUGGGCUUCCGCAUGGACCACGAGUUCGUGGCCAAAGGGCACGUGUUCCGCAAGGGCAUCAUGAAGAUCAUGGUGUACAAGAUCUUCCGCAUACUGAUGCCGGGAAACACGGAGAGCAUUGAGCCGCUCUCCCUCUCCUACUUGGUGGAGCUCAACGUGGUCGCGCCAGGAGGACAGGACAUUGUUUCUGAUGACAUGAGGAACUUUGCUGAGCAGCUGAAGCCUCUAGUACACCUGGAGAAAAUUGACCCCAAAAGACUAAUGUGACUUAAAAUCUAGGCGAUUGAGGCACUGGUUUGGUGUUUCAGAAAAGGAUGUUUUUCUAAAAAGCUUUUUGUGGGCAAAUCAAAACAGAAGGGAAUAAAGUACUAAAUAUCGGUUUUGUCAGUUGCA
Molecule: messenger RNA, 858 nt
Organism: Cyanistes caeruleus (blue tit)
Lineage: Eukaryota; Metazoa; Chordata; Aves; Passeriformes; Paridae
Source: RefSeq, a predicted model, not a curated record